Drosophila subpulchrella is the source of this 753-nucleotide messenger RNA. RefSeq lists its product as uncharacterized. Gene Ontology annotation, biological process: microtubule-based process; tubulin complex assembly; protein folding. Gene Ontology annotation, cellular component: prefoldin complex; cytoplasm. The record is from RefSeq and is a predicted model, not a curated record. The coding region runs from base 75 to 668 and encodes 197 amino acids. Lineage: Eukaryota; Metazoa; Arthropoda; Insecta; Diptera; Drosophilidae. The transcript has a single exon. Gene Ontology annotation, molecular function: tubulin binding.
AAUAGCAUAUUAAGUCAGUUUAUUUAAAUAUCUCAAGUAUACUUAGUACUUAAAUUACUUGAAAAUUACAAAAAAUGUUUGCAUUCAUGGAAAAUGUAGAGAAGCCGCCUCUGGGCAACCGAAAGUCGUACAUGCCCAUCACAGAAGCCAGGUUAAUAGACGAUGUCGAGAGGUACAUUGCCCAGCCGGAGUUCUCUUCGGAUGUCCAAGUGGCCCUGAAGCUGCAACGCAUCUUCUAUUUGCAGUACAGCGAGCUGGCUGCCAAGUUGGAGACUGAUCUCGCUGCGGUGCUAACGCGUUUGGAUGCUGCCAAGAGUAACUUGGAACUGGUGAAGAAGUUCAUGGACAAUCCGGGCGAGGAGUUCCAGAGUCUGAUGCAAGUAGCCCAGGGAGUAUUCCGAUGGGUGACCGUUUUGCCAGUGGAAAAGGUUACCCUUCAAGUGGGUACGGCACUGCAAAUGAAGUUUGACCUGCCCGAGGCUGAGGAAUUCAUUAGAAAGGACAUUACAAGCCUGGUGAAGCAGCGGCUGCAGCAUGAGCACGAUAUUGACUUUCUGCAGGAUCAGGUCAACACAAUCGAGAUGAACCUGGCUGUUUUGUAUAAACAUGGUGUCGAUAAGCAAAAGCGAGUUACGCAAGGUGGCUUGAGGGGCCCUUAUGGUCCUUAGUAUUUUGUAGUUUUCAAAUUCUUUGUGUUUAAAGAGUCAUAUCUUUCAAAUUUUUCGUUUUUUAUUUAAUUUAUUUAAGGAGUUU